AUAGGAUGUUUCCAUACCUAUGUAUAUGACUUUGGUUGGGGGUGUGAAUCUCAGUGUUUUUAAUAAUUAUGAUUGGCAAGGGUUCUUGUGUCAUAAUAAUAGGUGUCAUAAUGGGAUGAAGUUGAUGUUGUUUAGAAGCACAGAUCAAUUUCUGUCUUUUUUUACGACAUGACAAUGUUUCAACAUUAGCUCAUUGAAUUUUGAAUAGGUUAUGUGUUCGUGAAUCAUUUUCAAAAUUGCACCCGUGAUGGAAACAGUGAGUGAUCUGCAUGCCAAGUACCAGAAACUGGCUACAGAAUACUCUAAGAUGCGGGCCCAGACGGGCGUGCUGAAGGCGGCCGUGCUGGAGGAGCGCGGCCUGGUGGCGGAGCUCCGGGAGCAGGCGCGCCAGAAGGAGCAGCGCGUGCGCAAGGCCCAGCAGGAGAUGGACGGCCUGACGUUCCGCAACCAGCAGCUGGCCAAGAGGGUGGCGGUGCUGCAGGACGAGCUGGAUGUGGCCCAGAGUCGGACGAGAAAAGGUAGGGGCAAAGGUUCCGGAGAUCCUGGAUACACAGCUGAGAGCUCGAACCAUGUCCUGGAUGAAGAGUUUCAUAACAAAAUCGAGGAAAAUGCUCGUCUGCUAUCUCUGCUGCAGGAGAAGGAGGACGCACACCAGCAGGAGGUGUGUGCGCUCACGGACCGGCUCCGGCACCUGGAGCAGGAGCUGCAGGACAGACACCAAGUCACCAGCGAGUCGGAGGAGAACUUCAAGGUCGCGGUAAAUCGGCUGGAGCAGGAGAAAGCUGAGCUGCAGGAGGCGGCGGCGGCGAGGGACUCUGCCAACGACCAGCUGGUCUCCUUGCAGCAUCAGUACUACCAACUGCAAAGGGAGCUGGGCUCGCAGCUCCAGGCCACGAAUAGCAUCGUUCGGUACCACCUGCCAUUCGUCGACACCAAAAAGGAGGACCUGAACGAGCUGAACGUCCCGCGCUACGACCGCAGGCAGCAGCUGUACGCCGUGCACGUCCUGACGCAGGCGGGGAACCACGUGAAGGAGGUGGCGUCGGCGCUGUCCGACUACCACACCUACACGGAGCAACGGUUGCACACACUGUCCGACAGACUGAGCCACGCCAACUGCAGGUUUUCUGCUCACUUGAAGGAGAAUGCGCGGUACCUGCGGGCGUUGGAGCAAGGCUACGUGGAAUUCCAGCGAGGCAUAGAGUACGGGGAGAGCCUCGUCAGCCUGGAGUGCUUGUCGUCGCUGCAGUGUCUGUCGUCGCCUCUGGCCGCGUACACCAGCUACUUCACCAAGCUGGCAUCGUCCCACGUGCUCAGCUUGGAGGAGGAGAGUGCUGCAAUGUCUGCCACGGAGAAGCUGUGUGCGGCCAACAAGGAAGUGCUUGGUCAUUUCACAGCCGUGGGUGCCCAGAUUUCCAAGCUCAACAUGUAUGUCAAACUGCUUGCAUCUCAGAGCAGAAGAUCCGGUCAGAACCCUCCGUCCUCACAGGCAAGGCUGCUGUCGGAACUGACGACGGUGGUGGCUGCGCUUCAUGAUGCCUUCAGAGAUAUGCAGAGGUCGUGGACCAGAAAGACUGAAGUAGAGAGUCAGUUGCCUACUACGUCUGAGAAGAUGCGCACAACUAACACUUGCCUAACCAAUGCUCUCGCUGCGGUUGUCGCUUCUCUUGGCAAGUUGUCGGGUCUGCUACGCGAUAGCCGCUCGGAGCUGUGCCGUAGUUCCGUACCUUCCUCCCAGACACACCCUGUCGUGGCGAGGUACAAGCGUCGAGCAGUGGCCUACAUGAACUGCCUGGAGCAGGAGGAGCCUCCCUCUGUGCCGUACGACGACGCACUGAGGGAGCGCGAGCAGAUGCGCAGCACAGUGAGCUCCAUGCGCGCCCUGCAGAGCCAGCUGCUGGAUGCACAGCAGAGGGUUGCUCGCCUCGACCAGGAGAAGGAGCACUGGAAACUGGAGUUCCAGUUGCUGGAGCUCAGGCACUCCAAGAAAGUGAGGGAGCUGGAGGAGGGACUGGCGGCAGCGACGGGCCAGGCGGGAGAGCCGCCUCGACCCAGGAGUGAGACGGAGACAACUCCCCCUGUGAACCUCACCAGUCUGCUGGGGCGACUGGACAGCCCGUUGCCUGUGCUGGGGGCGGAGGUGGAGGCGCGGGAAGAGGAGGUGAAGAGGUACUUCAAGGGCAAGAUAAAUGAGCUGGUGGAAAAGGUCCAGGAUAUGGAGACCAAGGCAUCCAUGUACUCCUACGAGUGCGACAGCAUGCGGGAGCGGCUGGAGCUGUGCGUGGCGGGCAAGCAGAGCUCGGACGCCAGCCUGGGCCAAGUGCAGGAGGGGGCGGCCCGGCUGCAGGAGGAGCUGGCCACCACCACCGAGAGCUACGAGCUGCAGCUGCGCAUCAUGUCCGAGCACCUGGCGGGCAUGAACGACAAGCUCACAGCGCAGCAGGACGAGAUCGACCAGCUCAAGUACCAGCUCACCGCCAAGCCUGGUUGGAAGGGAAAGCAGAAGUGAAGGAACAACCAAAUGCUGUGAUAAGCAGAGCCAUUUCCUGCCUUUGUGGGUCCCCAACGCAGCCUGCAGUCUUCACAAACAGACGUGUAACCACCGACUGUUGGCACGGGCAAGUGAUAUGGACCUGUACUGGUGGGUUCAAUUGGUUGACUGUUUGUAGUCAUUUGUGAACAAAGAAAUGUUGGGUAAAAGAUUUUCAUCCUAAAUUGUUUCCUAGCUAUUGAAAUUAUAAGUAUUGUUUGUAUUUAAUUUUUUUACAGCAUUACCAAUGUGUUUAAUUUGUUGUGAUGUAAGCUAGACGUAGCCACUGUUGAGUUUGUUCCUACCAAUAUGCUUUGUGAAUAAGCCUCAUAUAUUAAUUUUUAUCUAUAUUUCCUGAUGAAAUAUUUCAUCUCUGUACAUUAUGUGAGUAAUAUAAUUUUUCUUUAGUAAAAUUUAUUGCGAUGCACACAGCUGUUAGCUUAUUAAGUUGAUCAAAUGUAUUUUGAGUAACUUUCUUCAUUGGUCACACUGAUAGCUGAUAAAUGCUUUCACAAUUUAUAGCCUAGUUUAUAAAGCAAAAUCAUGGUUCAGAAGGAAAAGUUAAAUAUACCAAUAAAUCAUACAUUUAUACUUCCCUUCUGCCUUCUGUAAUUUUUAUACCAUAGUAGGUUGGUGCAUAUUAAUCUACCUUAAUCAGUUUAUUUGUACUAUUUAUUUCCUUAUUCCUAUUUAGCAGUUGUUCAUGGAAUUAUGGAAGAAGAAAAUACAUAUUUUUACACAGAUUUACGUGAAUACUUGUUAGAAGGUAUGUUGCUGGUAUCACAGUUUUAUUUUUUUAUUUUUAACAUUUUUGUAUAUUCUAAAUAUUAUAUUAUUGCCAUGAUUUUGCAUGGAGUUUGUUUUAUAAAAAUUUCCUAUAAGCUAACUGACAAUGUUUGACUAACAUUGCAUCAGUCAUUUCUGUUUUUGCUCUUUUUAACUAUCACUUGUAAUGGUUAUAAAAAUUACUCUAAUUAAAUAAUCUGUCCAUUCUAAUUUUUAUCUCGGUUCUCAAUUUGGUUACAGUUCUUAAAAAUCUGUUGUCAGUUCUAGGUUAACCCCCAACUUAAUUUUCAGUUUCACCAAAGAUACAGUAUGUUCUGAUAGAUGUUGUGUUUAUUUGUUCAGUAUGACUUCUAAGUACCCCACUAUAUCAUAAUUCCUCCACAAACAAUUCCUCUAGCUCCUAGGCAACAUAUGUGUUUAAUGUGUCUCUAGGUGGCGACAGUAGUACAGAACCUACAUCCUAUAGUGCUGAAAAAUCUAGUAAUACAUAUUAGGUUACAGGUUUUUUUUCUUUGCUGAGACAAUAUUUAAUUUAGGCACACUAAAAAAUUGCUUUAAAAAAAGUAAUAUCUUCACAUUAGAUUAAGUAAAUUAUGAAAAAAAAACCAUCAUAACAGUAGCAGCACAUCAAAGCAAUUGCAAGUUAUGUAUUAUAAUGGGUAAUGGAUGUAACCCUCAAGUAAACAAAGGUCUGUUAUAUACACACAUUAUUUGUUGGUUGAGUUAGAAGUGAUGUAGGGCUACAGGAGUGGUAGCAAACAUCUACAGUUCAUUACAAGACAAGUAUAAACAAUGGUAGUUUAUUUUUAAUUUAAGAGUUUAAAAAGUACAUAAAUAUUGAGCCUGUGUUAUUUUUCCAGGGGUCAACUUUCAGUUAAAAUGAUUAUCCCUGUCUCAAAAUAAAAAGAGUGACAAAAAAGGUUUGGGGGAGGGGGGUUUCUCAGCACAAAGAACUCUUGUUUACGUGGACACAUCCUACUGGUGCAGCGGUAUAUUUCCAAUUGGUCCUGAAGGAUGGGAAAAGGUAGGGAAGCUUUCAACCAGUUUGAUAGUUGUGUAUGUAGGUUGCACCAAAGAAAUGUACCAUAUUUAAUUUACCCACAAAAUGGUCGUACCCAUAAUUCUGGGCAAAAAAUCAAAAAUUUUCACCAUAAUAUAAGUUGCGCCAUAUAACUGUCUCCAGUAGAAUACACGUGAUGUCUCUAAGGUCCUGUCUCAUCUUAUUGCCGCGUGAGAAACGGCACUGAUAUCCUUUGUCUUUCCCCUCUUCAUACUUUAUGGCCCUUCCUUCCCCCUCACCCUUCAACGCUCACUAUCUAACAAAAAAUUACAAAGGAAAAUAAUGCUAUAUCCAUGUUUCCCUUUCCGUCUUCCCCAAGAGAGAAAAUACCACAAGCUAUUUUUAACUAUCUUCUCUUCUAAUUUUUUGUCAGUUGCUUCAAAGAAAACAAGCAUGUCCUUUACAGCAGUUUUGUCAUGAAUUAAAUGUUGCAGUAGAAAGCGUAGGAAUCUCACGCAAAAACAAUGCUUGGACACAGUUGCACCACAAAAACCUGUCAAGAUAGACGGGAUAAUUGUGUACGGUGCCAGUUCACUACAUCGAGAGAGAGAGAACCAUAAACACUGCUGCAUGGCCACACACACUCAAACACACACACACACGCAUUCCUUUCCCUCCACCACUCUUUCUGGCUGGUUUAAUUUUAGAUUCCCUCUCUUGCCGAGCGUCAACCCUGCGGCAGACAGCCAGUUACUUACUGUGCCGGCGACAGGUGACAGAUGUAGCUUAGUGGUGCAGUUCAUGAUGCUUUACACUCACUGCUGAUAUACAUAUUAUAUUUACCCGUGACAUAUUUAUUAAAAACCAGCACAGGCUAGUUAUUUAAGCAUAUAGUCAACCACAACAGUGCAAUGUUAUUUUUAUUUUACCCAAAAAGGAAUUUUGUGCAUAUGGGUAGCAGUAAAUUUUAUCAAACAAAAAAUUGGCAUAAAUUCUGCUAUCUGUAUGCGGGUAAAUAUGGUACGUCCCCCUAAAACAGAGUUUUUACCCCGUUUUACAGGAGAAGUCUAUAUUAUUUUCACCUAAAGAUUUGGCUGUUAAGUUUUCUGAAGUAUCGUGGUUAACACCAGCCCCCCCCCCCCCCCCCCCCCCUUUUUUAUUUAUGUUUUCAGUGGCAGUGACUUUUCUUAGAACCUGAAUUGAGAACCGGGACUGGGACCGACCCAUCACCACUAUAUUGCAUUUGGAAUUCAAAUAGUACUACCAGCCUUCCAGAAAGUACUAUACGUCAUGCAACACUAAAAAAGUACAUAUGUACUGUAUUUUUAUCAUGUAGAUGAAAUGUAUAAACACAAUUCAUUAUGUAGCCUACUAUUAAAAUUCCAACCAAUUUACCCUGAUUAAAGUUUUGUACUGAAAGCUGUAAUAUCACUAGAGAUGUAGUGAGAAUUUUAUAAUGACUUUUCUGAAUUUGUGAGGUAACUUUUUUGGGGCAGUGUUGUAUCCAUAAGAUUAGAAAUAAAAAUGGGUGUAACUGCUGUGUUACAAAUAAUGGAAGUUAUUCUUGUUUAAACAAUAUAAAGUUAGUAGUCUCAUAUUUAUUUUAUUUAAGAUAUGAAAGAAUGUUGUAAUUACGGUUAUAUGCCUUGUGAUAGUUUCCUGUUAGUAGAAAAUGAUGUUUUGUAUGUAGUUAAACAUAAUUUGAAUUGAAGUGAUCUGGGUGUGCAGAUUUUGAUGUAAUUUUAUUGGUAAAAUUUUAACAACCAAGGAUUUUUGGUCUGGAAGGAUUCUUGAUAGUUAAAGUUAAUAGAGAAAAAGUAUAAUUUCUAUUGAGUUCCUGUUUAACAAUUAUUUGAUGAUUCUGGAAACAAUUACAAAGUCUAAAAAUUAUGGUUAUGAAUUAUUAUAGCAGUUCAUAUGAAUAUUUAUUUUAUUUAUAAUUUUUUUGUGCUGUAGUUUUGUUUUCCACACAGUGUCUGCUUGUGGCGAAGAAAGGGAUUUACUUUCUAUUAUUGAUAAUUGAAAUAUUAAGUUGUGUAUGGGCUUAAAUGUAAUUAUUUAUUUUUUAGCAAUGAAUUAGGAGCUACUACAUUUGAUAUAAACUGAAAAAUAAUUGGGGGUGGUAAUUUCAGUGUAUGAAGAGUUUGGGAAGAAGACUCUAGAUUUCCUGUUGAGUUUGUUUAUUUCAGUUGUAUAUCUUAGUAUGUUGAGGAAUAUUAUUUUUUUGCAGUUAAUACAGACACAUUCUGUUUAUGUUAUUUUUUUAAAUAUUUUUUCAUAUAUUAUUUGUACUACGAUACAUUCUACCUAAUUAAAUAUGUGUACGUAAAUGAUUAUUUGUUCAUUUUUAUAAGUAGUAGUACUUUAUUUUUUUUAAUUAUUGGUUCAGAUAUUUAUAUUUGAAUUGAAAAUCUAUUUAUUCCUACUGUUGUCAUUUUGGUUUGACCUGUAGAAAGUCUCUUAGUUGAUGCUUGUGUAGUAGAAAGGUCACAGUAUCUCUCUGAGCUGGAUGGUGACAAGUUACUAGUUGAAGAUGAUUUUGAUACACAAGGAAGAGUUAUUUUUGAAUUUUUUUAAAUGUUGUAAUUCUUUUUAAGUUAAUUUUUUUAAAGUGCUAUAUAGUAAAUACAUAAUGCAACUACAGUAUGUAAAGGCCUGUAUACAUAACUGCAAAGUUUUGUAUUUACUUUGAUGAAUUUUUGUGGUCAUUGUGCAUGUAUAGUAGGACUUAAGUAUUGUACAGCUGUAAUAUUUGUACACCAAUAUAAUUAAAAUAUUUGGAAAUAUGCAUCAAAGAAA
Messenger RNA from Bacillus rossius redtenbacheri, 7115 nucleotides. RefSeq names its product protein phosphatase 1 regulatory subunit 21. The record is from RefSeq and is a predicted model, not a curated record. Lineage: Eukaryota; Metazoa; Arthropoda; Insecta; Phasmatodea; Bacillidae. Bases 248 to 2509 code for a protein of 753 amino acids. The transcript is spliced from 17 exons. Gene Ontology annotation, cellular component: membrane; early endosome.